AUUGCAUUGGGAAUGGAAUCUGGUGAUAUUCCGGAUAGUGCAAUUACAGCUAGUUCAUCGUAUGUACCAAAUGUGGGUCCAAAAAAUGGAAGAUUACGUUUGGAAAAGGCUGGUGGUGCAUGGUGUCCUAAACAGCAAGUAGAGAGUGGUGUUCGAGAAUAUCUAGAGAUCGACCUAGGAGACAUACAUUUGGUGACUGGUGUACAAACGCAAGGCCGUUACGACCAUGGUCGAGGUCAGGAAUAUACGGAAGAAUAUACAGUUGAAUAUUGGAGGCCUGGACUUGCUACGUGGCACGAGUAUAAACGUUGGGAUGGCAAACAGAUAUUAACUGGUAACAGUGAUACCGCAACGGUGGUUACACAUCGUUUAAUGCCAACGGUGUUUGCUACACGUGUACGUGUUCUACCAUACAGUGUUCACAGGCGGACAGUUUGUUUACGAACUGAAAUUCGUGGAUGUUUGCAUGAAGGUGGUAUUGUCAGUUAUCGAAUAUCCGAACCAGCUUCAGAUUUUGGUGAUUUUGCAUAUGAUGGUGAAACUAGAGAUGGAUAUUUAGUUGGUGGUCUUGGACGUUUAGUCGAUGGCGAAUAUGGAGCUGAUAAUUUUCGAUUGGAUAUUGGGUAUGGAAAAGGAAACGGAUGGGUUGGAUGGAAAAAUGAUUCCUUUCCGAAUCAUUACAUUGAAAUGAUAUUUGAAUUUGAUCAAAUACGAAACUUUUCAUUGGUUGAUAUGUUUACCAAUAAUUUCUUUUCACGUGAUGUCCAGGUGUUUGCCAAAGCCAAAUUAUAUUUUAGUAUCGGUGGAAUAUUUUAUAAUGGGCGGCCUAUAACUUAUAAUUACAUGCCGGAUCGUGUAUUGGAAAUUGCCAGAAAUGUAACAAUUCACUUACACCAACGUAUUGCAAAAUAUAUAAAAAUUCAGUUAUAUUUUGCUGCAAAAUGGAUAAUGCUAAGUGAAAUAUAUUUUGAAUCAUCACCAAUUGAUGGAAAUGUUACAGAAGAAAUUGUAGAAGAUGAAACCCAAGAGGAAUUUAUAAUAAAUCCUGAAGUAGAUGUUUCAUUUGAAACAUUUGAAACAGUUGCAGCACACAAAGAUAGUGAUGGCUACGUUGAAAUUGUAAUUGGUGUAUUAACGGCUCUGACACUUCUGUUACUUCUGUCAUUUGUAAUUGUUUUACUUUUAAGUCGUCGUCAAAAACUACAAGGAUCGCCAACAAUAUUAAGGAAUCCGUUUGGAGUAACGAUCAAUAUGAAGGAUCUGCUUAUGAAUUUAACACCUUCGGCUAAUAUUGUUCCAAAUAGUAACCAACCAACGCCCUUAAGUCAAGAACCUCCAAAUGACCCAUCAUUGUCCUUUGAACAGUAUGGGUCUCCUUUGGUCGACACAUAUUACAAAUCCACAUACCCAACAACAACAUCAAUUCAUAGUAAUAUUCCAACAGAGCAAAUCUAUCAAAAUAAUUUGAACACUGAAAAUAACUGCGACAGCAAUACAACGGAUCCAUUCGAAAAAUUACGAUCUUCAUCUAACUGUCAUACGCCAAUAUCAUCUACAUCAACAACACCUCGGCAUUAUCGAAGUUUACCACAAAAUUCUCCAUCAAUAGAUCAACCACGAUCUAAAAUAUCUAAUUUACAUAAUAAUUUUCAACGGUCUGGUACGGAUACACCAAGCCGUAAACGAUACCAUACGGCACCAAGAGAGAAACAUCGGACGACACCACCUACAGUUUGUUGGAAUAUAGCUCCAAGUAUGGAUCAAACAUAUAGUUGUAAGGAAGCUGAAUUAGUUCCAAUUCCACAGUAUUGUUUACGGUCUAUCGAAAGUAUUGGUUCAUGCCAUGCCGGCGAAGUAAUUUUAGUUCGAACCACAAAUAGUAAUAAUUUAAAGAAUGAUAUAAAUAAUGUAACAUUAGAAUCAGUACGUGAGGUGCGGUUUUUGGCAUCAUUAUCAGAUUCAAAUAUAUGUCGAAUACUUGGUAUAUGCACAGCUGAACAACCACCAUGGAUUGUUAUGGAAUAUGGUGAAAUGGGUGAUUUAGCACAUUAUUUACGUUAUAGUACACCAAAAACAUCUACAUUACAUAAUACAAAUAAUUUACAAGUGUUAAGUUAUGGAUGUCUCAUAUAUAUGGCAACACAAAUUGCCAGUGGUAUGAAAUAUUUAGAAUCAAAACAUAUUUGCCAUAAGGAUUUAGCAGCUAGGAAUUGUUUGGUUAGUAGAGGAUAUAAAAUUAAAAUAUCAGAUAUCGCAAUGUGUAGUCCACUUUACAAAAAAGAUUAUAGUGAAAUUGGUGGACGGCCGCCAGCGCCAAUUCGUUGGCUUCCGUGGGAAAGUAUAUUAUUGGAUCGUUAUGUAUGUGCCAGUAGUGUAUGGUCAUUUGCAGUAACUUUAUGGGAAAUAUUAAAUAUGGCACGAGAUCGUCCAUAUCAACAUUUAACGAACGAGAAAGUAAUACAAAAUGCUGAACACAUGUAUUACGGUGGUGAAUUACAAAUAUUAUUACCAAAACCAACACAAUGUCCAAUGGAAGUGUACGAUUUAAUGUGUGAAUGUUGGAAACGUGAUGAAAAAUGUAGACCAACAUUUAAACAAAUUUAUAUAUUUUUAAGAUAUCACAAUAAAGAUUAUAUAACAGCAUCACCAACGACAAAUAAUCCAGAAUAA
This is a messenger RNA of Chrysoperla carnea, 2670 nucleotides long. Its product is annotated as discoidin domain-containing receptor 2-like. Bases 13 to 2670 code for a protein of 885 amino acids. Gene Ontology annotation, biological process: protein phosphorylation; cell surface receptor protein tyrosine kinase signaling pathway; multicellular organism development. The transcript has 13 exons. Gene Ontology annotation, cellular component: signaling receptor complex. Gene Ontology annotation, molecular function: collagen binding; ATP binding; protein tyrosine kinase collagen receptor activity. The record is from RefSeq and is a predicted model, not a curated record. NCBI's taxonomy places the organism in Eukaryota, Metazoa, Arthropoda, Insecta, Neuroptera, Chrysopidae.